AUGGGGAAACUGAUCAGACUGGGGACACAGGAGAGGCGGAUAUUCCGACAACCAAAGAGGCUUCAGUGGAAUCGCCUCCUUUUCCUCCUGGGAAUGUUGAUCAUUGGUUCUACCUAUCAGCACCUGAGGAGACCCCAGAACCCUCUCUCAAUGUGGACAAAAGUCUCUGCCCAGCAGCCGAUUAAACUGGCCGGCAGGGAUCUCCCUAGUGAUGAGAUGACAGUGGUGGGCAGGGACCCUCCAGAGGCCAGCUCUGAAGUGGACGGUGAGAUGCUAGCACCCCAAAAGACCGUGACCAGGGAUGAAACAACACCUAGCAUAACAAUGGAAGAUACCCCUAACCCACCCAGAACAACCAAAAUCACCCCAACAUCACCAAAGAAUAAUUAUAGCCCUAGAGCAGCUGGCACAGAAAGAAGAAAGGAAAACACUCCACCCACACCUAGCAGAGCGCCAAGCCACUUCAUCUCAACGUCAGGCAGAGAGAGAAUGAAAAGCUAUGCCCUAAUACCCAGGGGAGAAAGGAGAAACUCCAUCCCAACUCACCCCAGGGAAAAGGGAAGGAAGUCUACCUCAUCCCCAGGGGGUGCACCAUCUGCUAACACGCCCACAACAACAGAGAAAGACAGCAAAACCAUGGCAACCUAUAGGCUGUGGGAGACCAGACUGCCCAAGAGAACAAUGAAAGAAAACGCUGCAGUUUCUCUUAAGAGAGUGGUUCUGAACACCCCGACUUCCUUAACACAUGAAGUAGAAACAAGCCUCUUGACUUCUCCAAGUUUGGUGGCAGAGAACGCCCUGGGGAGUCCUAGAAGAGAGGAACAAAACAGCUCUAUCAGUCCCCAGGGAGCACUCCCACAGCACGCCCCAGCCACCUCUGAGGAGCAAGUGACAGUAAGCGCCAGGAUGGGUAGUACCCCAUUUACUGCGGCCUGGAGAAUUAGUUAUCCCUCGUCCAGAACCAGUGUGUCAACCAUUAGAAUUGCCUCAGCCACCAACAGGGAGCUGGCAAAGAGACCUUCCACAGUACGCAGUGCCCCAGUAACUCCCAAAGUCAAGGUAAUCCUGACCACACAGGUCCACCGCUGUGUGGUUGUGGAGCCGGCCCCAGCUGUACCCACGGCCUCAUCUCCGAGCAUGACAAACAUCCUCUUCCCAGAGGCGCCCAGUUCCAGUCCUUCAGCUUUCCCCCCUGACUGGCCAGACCACCCCAAGGGCGAGUAUCCCCCGGACCUGUUCAGUGUGGAGGAUCGGCGACAGGGCUGGGUGGUCCUGCACAUCUUCGGCAUGAUGUACGUGUUUGUGGCCUUGGCCAUUGUGUGCGAUGAGUACUUUGUCCCAGCCCUGGGAGUCAUCACAGACAAGCUGCAGAUCUCUGAGGAUGUGGCUGGGGCCACAUUCAUGGCCGCCGGAGGCUCCGCCCCUGAGCUCUUCACCUCUCUCAUUGGUGUCUUUAUCUCCCACAGCAAUGUGGGUAUCGGUACCAUUGUGGGCUCUGCUGUGUUCAACAUCCUUUUUGUCAUAGGCACCUGCGCCCUUUUCUCCAGGGAGAUCCUCAAUCUCACCUGGUGGCCCUUGUUCCGUGAUGUCUCCUUCUACAUCCUUGACUUGUCCAUGCUCAUUGUCUUCUUCCUGGAUAGCCUCAUUGCCUGGUGGGAGAGCCUGCUGCUGCUGCUGGCCUACGCUCUCUAUGUGUUCACCAUGAAGUGGAACAAGCAGAUUGAGCGUUGGGUGAAAGAGCAGCUCAGCAGGAGGCCAGUAGCCAAGGUCAUGGCCCUGGGGAGCCUCAACAAGCCCAGUGACGGUGCCAUUGAGGAGAACGAGUCACAGGACAGCAAGAAGCUAAAGCUCCCGUCCUUGCUGACCCGAGGGAGCAGCUCGGCCUCACUCCACAACAGCGUCAUCCGCAGCACCAUCUACCACCUCAUGCUCCACAGCCUGGACCCCCUGGGGGAAGCCCGCCCCUCCAAGGACAAGCAGGAGAGUUUGAAUCAGGAGGCCAGAGCACACCCCCACACCAAAGCAGAGAGCAGCCCCAACGAGGAGGAGCCAGCUGAGCUCCCUGCGGUCAAGGUCACUCCAGCUCCUGCUCCAGACGUCAAGGGAGAUCAGGAGGAGGAUCCAGGUGGCCAGGGAGAUGUGGAUGAGGCUAAACAUACAGGAGAUGUGACAGGUGAAGAGGGUGAAACUCAACCAGGUGAAGGGGAAACCGAGGCAGAAGGAAAAGAAGAUGAACAUGAAGGGGAAACUGAGGCAGAAGGAAAAGAUGAGCAUGAAGGGGAAACUGAGGCAGAAGGAAACGUUGUUGAACAGGAAGGGGAAACUGAGGCAGAACGAAAAAAAGAUGACCACGAAGGGCAAAGUGAAACCCAAGCGGACAACACUGAGGUAAAAGAUGGUGAAGGUGAAGCAGAAGCCAAUGCUGAAAAUCAGUGUGAGACCACCCAAGGUGAGAAAGAUGCAGAUGGUGAAGGGGGAAGUGACGGAGGGAACAGUGGAGAAGAGGAAGAUGACGAAGAGGAUGAGGAAGAGGAAGAAGAUGAGGAAGAGGAGGAAGAGGAGGAAAACGAGGAGCCUCUGUCCUUGGAAUGGCCCAAGAGCAGGCAGAAGCAGGCAAUUUACCUCUUUCUCCUGCCCAUCGUGUUCCCACUGUGGCUGACAGUGCCUGAUGUCCGGAGGCAGGACUCCAGGAAGCUCUUUGUCCUCACCUUCCUGGGAUCCAUCAUCUGGAUAGCCAUGUUCUCAUACCUCAUGGUAUGGGCUCACCAGGGUGGUGAAACCAUUGGGAUUUCGGAAGAGAUUAUGGGUUGACGAUCCAGCAAGGCAGGCACUUCAAUUCCUGACCUCAUCACCAGUGUGAUUGUUGCGAAAGGCCUGGGAGACAUGGCUGUGUCAAGCUCAGUGGGCAGUAACAUAUUUGAUAUAACCCUGCCUGUCCCUUGGGCUCUCUCUUCUCUCUCAUCAACACUCUGCAGGCCUGUUCCGGUCAGCAGCAAUGGCCUAUUCGGUGCCAUCGUCAUGCUGUUUCUCAUGCUCCUGUUUGUGAUCUUCUCAAUUGCAUCCUGUAAAUGGAGAAUGAACAAGAUCCUGGGCUUCACCAUGUUCCUUCUUUACUUUGUCUUCUUGGUAAUCAGUGUGAUGUUAGAAGAUCGAAUCAUAUCCUGUCCUGUAUCUGUCUGA
Arvicola amphibius (Eurasian water vole) is the source of this 3180-nucleotide messenger RNA. RefSeq names its product solute carrier family 24 member 1 (gene Slc24a1). Gene Ontology annotation, biological process: long-term synaptic potentiation; intracellular calcium ion homeostasis; visual perception. Gene Ontology annotation, cellular component: membrane. The record is from RefSeq and is a predicted model, not a curated record. Gene Ontology annotation, molecular function: calcium, potassium:sodium antiporter activity; calcium channel activity. Lineage: Eukaryota; Metazoa; Chordata; Mammalia; Rodentia; Cricetidae.